This is a messenger RNA of Arvicola amphibius (Eurasian water vole), 812 nucleotides long. RefSeq names its product histone H2A.V. Lineage: Eukaryota; Metazoa; Chordata; Mammalia; Rodentia; Cricetidae. The record is from RefSeq and is a predicted model, not a curated record. Bases 160 to 546 code for a protein of 128 amino acids. Gene Ontology annotation, cellular component: nucleosome. The transcript has 5 exons. Gene Ontology annotation, molecular function: structural constituent of chromatin; protein heterodimerization activity; DNA binding.
UUGGUCCGCCGCCGAGGUUCAAAUGAACAACACGAGCGACUAUUGGUGGCGGCGGCGCGAGGCGGGCCGGGGGCAUUGUCCGGCUCCGGCAGCGGUGGUCCAGCUGCGAUAGCGGCGGCGGCGGCGCGGGGCGGCAGUGGGCGUCGCGCGGCCGAGACCAUGGCUGGAGGCAAAGCUGGGAAAGACAGUGGGAAAGCCAAGGCUAAGGCAGUGUCCCGCUCACAGAGAGCUGGGCUGCAGUUUCCUGUGGGCCGGAUCCACAGACACUUGAAGACUCGCACCACAAGCCAUGGACGGGUGGGAGCUACUGCUGCUGUGUAUAGUGCCGCGAUUCUGGAGUACCUCACAGCUGAGGUGCUGGAGUUGGCAGGUAAUGCUUCCAAGGAUCUCAAAGUGAAGCGCAUCACUCCACGUCACUUGCAGCUUGCAAUCCGAGGUGAUGAGGAGCUGGAUUCGCUCAUCAAGGCCACCAUAGCUGGGGGCGGUGUGAUCCCGCACAUCCACAAAUCUCUGAUUGGAAAGAAGGGACAGCAGAAAACUGCUUAGGAAGUGAUUUAACCACCUGCUCCCGCUUACUGUCUGUAUCUGGACAGUGGACACCUGUGGGAUUGUGUGGAAACUUUAAGAACAGUUCAGUGGAAAAGCAUAAACAAUUGCUGUAGAGAAGAUAUAAGAAACAUUUGUAUGUUUUUAGACUCGCGAAGUUUGAUAAGUCCCUCUCCCUGUGGUCAUGGUCAUGUGUUGAUUGGCCAAGUUUCUCCCUUGUGUUUUAUACAAAAAUAGAAUUGAUAAAACAUUUUUUACAAAACUAA